UCUCGUGCGAAUGAUGCAGCGCGAGCUCAGAGCCAAAUACAGUUUGUUGAGUUUGACGCUGUCAUUAUCAGAACUGCGCCAUUAAUUUCCCUUCCAGUGAGCACUUGGUGAUGGAAACACACAAAGAAACGACUCCUCAGUGGAAAACAACGGUUAUAGUCAGCACCUCUCUCCAGAGCCAUGACACGGGCAGGAUGCUAAGCGCGCAGCAGCACCGAAUCAGGUUCUCAGACAGUGUUGAGUCCGGAGCCUUCAUUUUCCCUCUGUCAGGUACGGCAUUUCUGUUGGUUGACCCUCAAGACCUCCUGGAGAAUUUUGAGGAACCUGGACUCAUUGAGAGGAUCAAGACUUUUGUGCAAGUACACCGGAACAGCUUUCUACUUCUGUACGCCCCCUUUAAUGGGAAAAAGGAGUUGGAAAUCUUGUCAGUGAUUCAGCACAGAUUCUUUGGCAGCAAUCUCAGGAUCCUGCCUGUGCGAAACAAUGCUGAGAUUGUCAAAGGAAUGUUGACAAUCGCCAAGGCCACCAGUAAGCCCCAUGUGGACAGUAUCCGUGACCGGAUGUCUCUGGCUCGGGCUCACAUCAUUGAAAGCAGUCCUGUGUGGGAGAUGCUAAGAGACAUUCUUUAAAGCUAAGCAUAUGAUCCAGCAUUUAUUCCACACACUUAACACUUGUGUUGUUUUAUUUGAUGCUAACCAGUACAAGCUUUACUUGGAAAAUAUACAAAAGCAGGUUUAAAAGAUGUGUUUCAAUAUGUUAGCACAGUUUAAUCUAUUUUUUAUAUUCUUACAAAAACUUUGGUGUAGAAAAAAGAAUUCAACAAGUGUUUUUUGUAACAGCAAAUAUAUUAAAACACCAUUUCUGAAAAUAGCCCAGCAGUCUGAAGUGAC
Epinephelus fuscoguttatus (brown-marbled grouper) is the source of this 890-nucleotide messenger RNA. RefSeq names its product protein SPO16 homolog. Gene Ontology annotation, biological process: reciprocal meiotic recombination; synaptonemal complex assembly. The transcript is spliced from 5 exons. The record is from RefSeq and is a predicted model, not a curated record. The coding region runs from base 111 to 629 and encodes 172 amino acids. NCBI's taxonomy places the organism in Eukaryota, Metazoa, Chordata, Actinopteri, Perciformes, Serranidae. Gene Ontology annotation, cellular component: chromosome.